This is a messenger RNA of Psylliodes chrysocephalus, 2493 nucleotides long. The record is from the annotation of a GenBank genome assembly. NCBI's taxonomy places the organism in Eukaryota, Metazoa, Arthropoda, Insecta, Coleoptera, Chrysomelidae.
CGUGGUGUUUGACGUGUUGAUAUCGAGGCAUACUGCGAUUAUUUUGUUUUUAUGUUGAUAAUGACCGAUUAAAAGGGGAUGAGUGAUGUGCAGAUUGAUUUUUUUUGACUGUGAACUGUGAUAGUGGUAGCUUUUUUGGAUGAACUCAUUUGGAUUUAAUAAAAAAAUUGAUCAAGUUACCAACAGCGCCCGUCGCAUCGUAACAAUCGCUAUCGAAACAAUUGCUUGCUUCACAACCAGCCUACUAUGACCAAAGAAACUAAUCGCGUCACCGAGUGAUUUUUAUACGUCAGUUACGCACAAAAUUUAUUUGGAUAUUUCGACUAUUUCGCGAGUGUGAGUGUUUGAAAUAACUCAGUUAUCCAUGAUUAUGGAGAUGACAAACGAAUUGGCCGUGGGCAGGUGGUACGAGUCCCCCAGAACAGGGACGUCGGCUAGUCCGGGACAAGGGCUAGACGGCGGUAAUUCCGAUAUUGCUUCUGGCGUCGAGCACAUGGGUACCUUCUUCUUGGACCCUUCAGGCACGCAAAGGGCGGCUAGGUACUACCAUCAGACAAUGCACGGAUCUUACGGAAGUCAUGCAUCCAGAAUGUCAUCCUCGCAAGUGUGCAGGCCCCACUUCCACGCCCCCCUCCACCCCUGGCUCUCCGACAGCAAACCUUUGGCUCAUUCGAGCCCUUGGGUGCCCUUCGGCGGCGGGGAUCCCGACAAGUCCCAAUCGCCUAGUUCAGUUCCUGCCCAAGCUCACAAUAUCUUUUCCUUCCCGCCCACUCCCCCGAAAGAUUCGACGCCCGACUCCGUGGCCCCCUCCGGGGCCGGUGGUCCGGAAUACCAAAGUGCUGUGUCGGCGGCCAUGGGCGCCUUCAUGCACGAGAAUCCCCAAAGUUGUGCGCUAGAUGUCAAGCCCUCUGGAGUCGGUGGGGCCAAUAAGCAACGGGAAGGUGAAUAUGAAGGGGGCGCCACCUCCGGCAUGUUUAAUGGUAACUUUGAGGGCACCUACGGGUCUGCGUAUGCCCACGGUAUUCAUGGGGGUGCUUAUUCCCCGCAGAACAAGCAGCAUCUGGGGAGUUCUGGGGGACAGGGUGUUCAGUCCCCCAAUAAGCCCCGGAAUAAGUCGAGAACUAGCGCGGAAGGUAGAGAGUGCGUGAAUUGCGGAGCGACAAGCACGCCACUGUGGAGAAGGGACGGCACGGGGCAUUACCUCUGUAACGCCUGUGGACUGUAUUACAAGAUGAACGGACAAAAUAGGCCGCUCAUUAAACCUAAAAGAAGACUGAGUUUACAAAGUGCAGCGAGGAGGGCAGGAACGAGUUGCGCUAACUGCAAGACCACGACGACGACCCUCUGGAGGCGCAACCAGAACGGUGAGCCCGUUUGCAACGCCUGCGGACUAUACUAUAAACUACACAACGUGAACAGGCCACUGACGAUGAAGAAAGAAGGCAUCCAGACGCGAAAUCGUAAGCUGUCGUCCAAGAGCAAAAAGAAAAAAAGCGGAGCAUCGUGUCUUUCAUUGAACAUGAUGGGAGACAUGAUGAAACCGCUAGAUGGAAGCAAAGGAGGUUUCGGAGGCGGUUUUGGAGCUGGAAUGGGAGGCGGACAUCCACAUCUCAACGCUGCCCUUCAUCCGCAUCACGCCAUGAGCCACUGGUACCAACACCAGCAUACCCAAGGGUUCGUUUCCGGUCCACCUCCACCAGCACCGCCGCCCGCGGCUUCGUAUCAUCACCACAUGAGUUCGUUGAGUGCCGCCGCUGGACUUGGAUUAACGUCAAAUGGAAUGACGAGUUGGAGGUCAGAAUACACGUGAUAAGGAACAAAAGGAGCCUUUUAAGGAAUUUAUUUAUAAAAAUAAUUUGUAGAUAUCUCCUAAGAUAAUAAAAACUUAAGAAACCUUAAAAGUGAUCAUUGUGAGCUGGUCAAAACGUCCCUGUAUACUUGUAUUUAGUUGUAAAUUUUGUAAAAAUACUUCAUUCAGCGAUUUUUCGACCAGUUUGUAAUUGUAUAAAAUUUAAGUACAAAAACGAAGUUUGUAAUUGUAUGUAUUGUAAAUAGAUGUAGUUUGUCUAAAAAAUAAUUUUUAAUACAAAAAUGACGAUUUGUAUAUAGCAAAAUAAAGAAUUUUAAAAAGACAUGUGCAAUCUUCACGUAAAAAAGUAUUUAUGUAUAAUUGUGUGGGUGAACUUAAAGAAAACGGAAAUAUUGUCAAAGUUUUUAAACAAAAUUUUAUGUCUAAAAUAAAUUGUGUACAAUUUUUUUCAGUUAAACUAAUUUUUGAAAACUAUUCCCGUACUAUAACCACGAUUUAUCAAAAAUACAAACCUUUGACUGUACUAUUUUGGUUUCUCAAAGAACUUUAACUGAAAAAAAUAUAAACAAAACAUUUAAAUAAAUUAUUUUUAAUUUAUUAAUUCAAUUAAAUUAGUAAAUUACUUGUAUAAUUUUUUUUUUAAUUAACAUUUUCUAUGUAGUUAAACAUUUAUGUUAUCCUAG